AUCAUCAGGACUACAGUGAAUAUUGGGCUGGGGAUAGCUGAGAGGAAGCAGAAGUCACUGCAUCCGGCUGGACUUCCGGCAGGGACCCCCAGCUGUUUCUCCAUCCGGAAAGGAGAGUGAGGGUGGCUGGAAGCUAGAGGACACCUGUCCCAGCCGACAGACUGCUGCGGACGGGGACACCCCCACGUGGAUACCCCCGGCCAGGCCCCGCCCUACCUGCUGCGUCCCGCGCCGCGCCCCGCACCCCGCCCGCUGCGACGUGCGUCCACCACCGGAGGCGCCCGCCUGGUCUUCGCAGCGCGGCCGCCCUCACCGCCAUCGCCGCCAUCUCCGCGGGGCCUCGGCGGCCGGGCUGCCCGCCGCGCUGCCUGCACGGACCCGGGGUGUCCGCCAGGGCACGAUGCUAGAAGCUCCACCCCUGCUGUUGGCAGCCUUCUUAUUAGCCCUGGUGCUGCUGGUGCUACUGCUCUUCCAGCAAUACCGUGGCUGGAUUUUUGUCGGCUGGAAUGAAUUGGUCCUGCUGCCCAUCUACAACAUGUUCGUGGGUGACAGCAAGGAGCACCGCAUCCUGCGUUAUGUGCUGCAGCACGCAGUGGCCGGGGACCCACAGAGCGUGCUGGACACCAUCGAUGCCUACUGCUCACAGAAGGAAUGGGCCAUGAAUGUGGGCGACAAGAAAGGCCAGAUUGUGGACACAGUGGUUCGGGAGCAGUGCCCCUCUGUGUUGCUGGAGCUGGGGGCUUACUGCGGCUACUCGGCCGUGCGGAUGGCUCGCCUACUGCCACCCAGUGCCCGCCUGCUCACCAUCGAGGUCAAUCCUGACUACGCCGCCAUCACCCAGCAGAUGCUGGACUUUGCAGGCCUGCAGGACAAGGUAACUGUUAUCAUUGGGGCGUCCCAGGACAUCAUCCCCCAGCUGAAGAAGAAAUAUGAUGUGGAUACGUUGGACAUGGUCUUCAUCGACCACUGGAAGGAACGGUACCUGCCAGACACACUCCUCCUGGAGGAGUAUGGCCUGUUACGGAAGGGGACAGUGUUGCUGGCUGACAACGUCAUCUUCCCAGGUGCACCGGAUUUCCUGGCACACGUGCGCAGGAGCAGCCGCUUUGAGUGCACUCACUUUUCCUCUUACCUGGAGUACUCCGAGUUGGUGGAUGGCCUGGAGAAGGCCGUCUACAUGGGCCCGGGCAGCCCGGCACAGCCUUGACUGCCUACCCUGCUCUGGGGCCCCUCACCAAACCUGGUUAAGAAGGGCGGAAGGGAUGUGCUUCUGCCAACCCCGCUUCUGCAAUUCUGGGGUCUGUCCUCAGUGCAGCACGCCUGAGACCUGCAAGGCCAAGGCCUGCCUACACGGGCCCCUCUGCAUGUGGCUCCAAGCUAUCACACACUCAUCCACCCCAAGGGCAACUGGCUCACCAUGCAGAAUCCCUGCAAUAAGUCUGGAAAGUAUCUGAAGAUGGCACGUCAGGGCAGGUGGUGCCUGAGACUGUCAUUCACCCCCACCAGCAUUCCAGUAGGGUUUCUUACAUGGACAGGUCCGGGGAAGUUGGGAAUAUCUGGAAAUUGAUGGGCUAUACACUCACACAGUCUGUCCUUGAGGUUUGCCGUCACCAGGUGGCAGCAGUGCCUCAGUGAUGCACUGACCACCAGCCAUAUACCACAUUUCUGAUUCCUGAAUUCUUUCAUCUUCUUAAGAAUAAAUGCAACUUUACUAAAAA
This is a messenger RNA of Hipposideros armiger (great roundleaf bat), 1718 nucleotides long. RefSeq names its product catechol-O-methyltransferase (gene COMT). Gene Ontology annotation, cellular component: dendrite; membrane; axon. Gene Ontology annotation, molecular function: catechol O-methyltransferase activity; magnesium ion binding. The transcript is spliced from 5 exons. The record is from RefSeq and is a predicted model, not a curated record. The coding region runs from base 401 to 1207 and encodes 268 amino acids. Gene Ontology annotation, biological process: developmental process; dopamine metabolic process; catecholamine catabolic process. Lineage: Eukaryota; Metazoa; Chordata; Mammalia; Chiroptera; Hipposideridae.